Crotalus tigris (Tiger rattlesnake) is the source of this 7470-nucleotide messenger RNA. RefSeq names its product chromosome unknown C2orf69 homolog (gene CUNH2orf69). Lineage: Eukaryota; Metazoa; Chordata; Lepidosauria; Squamata; Viperidae. Gene Ontology annotation, cellular component: mitochondrion. The record is from RefSeq and is a predicted model, not a curated record. The transcript has 2 exons. Bases 2788 to 4248 code for a protein of 486 amino acids.
GGCAAAACAGGUUAUUUCUUCAUUCUUAUCAUUCUCACAUGUGGCAUCCAGCUGGCAUCCAGCAACCCUCAUAACUGGCUAUGUCUCUUCUUGGUAGAGAGGGACUGGGGCAGGAACACUAGGACUACUGUAAGCAUCUAUUGAUAAAGUUGAUCAGAUCCAGACUGGCUGAUCCAUUAGAACUGGGCUGGCUGGGCAGGUCUUAGGAACUGACUUGAGGCAUGGUUGAUUAUUGGCAAGAGUUUCAUCUGUUUGGUCCUAGGAAGUGGGCAGCAUUCUUGGGAUUGUGAUUUCUGCCACCUGUGCUUUAGAGCCACGUCUCUCCUGGCUGGUGGAAGUCUCUUGGGAAGUGAUGCAUGCUUGGAUACAAGAUAUGGUGAACUCCUCUUUGCAGGGUGAGAUAUUUGCAUUUAAAGAGGGGGUUGUCUGUCCCCUUCCUAAGAGGCCAUCCUUGGAUCCAACAGUUCAGAAUGAUUUUUUUCCAAUCUCCAUCCUUCUCUUUUUAGAAUGGUUGUUUCACAGCUUCAAAGGGUCCUGAAGAAAGCAGAUUAUCUGGACUCUUUCUAGUCAAGCUUCAGGCAUUUCAAGUAUUAAUUCUAUGUAUUCUAAGACUGAUAAAAUAUAAAUAUUAUAAACACAAACAAAAUAUAUUCUUCUUCCUUGGAUAAAUAUGAUUAUAGUCUUAAAACUGGAGCUGAAAAUGGAUUCUGGGGCUACUAGCUUUGUUUUGGAUAGAUAUCUGCAAUAUGUCUGCAAAUGAAUUCCUACAACACUGCAAAAUGUAUUCAUGCUAUUUUAUGUAUCAAACCAGAUCUCAGUACAUUUUGUCCUAGGAGAAUCAAUUCUCCUUUCUCCACGAACCUCUUCUGCAUCUCAUAGGUAUAUUUAUCGUGAAACUUUUUGAAGAACUAACCUUGAAAUCUUAAAAUGGAGCUAACACAGAAAAUACUGUUGCCAAAUAAAAUAUAAAAUAUGAAACUUAAAUAUAAAAUUUUAAGAAGAUAUUGGAUAACCAUUUGUCUGAAAUGGUAUAGGAUUCUCUGCCUGAGCGGGGAGUUGGACUAGAAGACCUCUAAGGACCCUUCCAACUCUGUUUAUUCUGUUCUGUUAAGUAGCCAAACCAUAAGUAGCGAAUUUGUCAGUCAACCUAGAAUUACAGCACCAUCUUGUGGUGAUCAGUUUAUUACAGAAUUAGAAAUUCCAGUCAAAUAUAUUACCUUUUCAUAGUAAGAAUUAAUACUUUUUGUCAGUUAAGUAAGGAUUCUAUUUCAGCUUCAUUGCACCAGCAAAAGAAAUAGCAUGCUAAUUUCAACAGAAUAUUGCUAUUGUUGUGAAGAAAAUAGGAAGAGGAAGGAGUAUUAGAUGUUCACCUCCUUGAGUUUAUAAAAAUAAUAAAGGUGGGGAAUGAAUAAAUAAAUAAAUAAAUAUCAUAAAGGGAAAAAAUGGCGGGGUUGAAGUUGUUCUGGAAGAGAGAAAUAAGAACUGCAACAAAAUGUUACACUCUAUUUUCACAUCAGCUCCCAUUCUGUACAAGUAGCUCCCAUUCUGUACAAGUAGCCCUCCACUUACGACCCUUCAAGUGACUAUUGGAACUUACAGCAACAAUCAAAAAAACAAUGACUUACAAUUGGUCUCCACACUUAUGACCAUUGCAACAUCCUCACAGUCACAUGAUCAAAAUUCAGAUGCUUGGUGGCUGCUGGCAUGUAUUUAUGAUGGUUGCAGUGUCCCAGGGUCAUGUGAUCACCAUUUGGGACCUUCUCAGCCAACUUUCAACAAGUAAAGCCAAUAGGGAAAGCCAGAUGUACUUAAUGAUCAUGUGAUUCACUUAACUGCAGUGAUUCUGUUAACAACUAUGGCAAAAAAGGUCAUACAAUUGGAUACAACUCAUUCAAUAACUGCCUUGCAGGCAACAGAUAUUCCCAUUCCAAUUGUGGUCAUAAGUCAAGAAUUAUCUAUAUUUCAGAUAGCUAUUCCCUCUAGGAUAUAUCCUUUCCUUCCAUCCCCAAUUUAUAAAAUGAACAUCCAAUUUUCUGUGGCUUUGGGGCCUACUGUGUUAUUUCCCAAUGCAUUAUUUUGAUGCAUUAGCUUACGCCCUUCAGAUUUUUUUAUGAUACCUUAUACGCAUGGGUUUUAGUAGGCAGCUUUGUCUUUUUCAAUAGCCUGUUUUAAGUACUUAGCUGUUGAUGUUUAUCUUUUCAGUUAAAUAUCAGAGGAAUGAGUCUCUUCUUAUUAAAGACCACUUUUGCUCAGAAGACACCUGGAAUGGGGUUCAUGAUGGCAAUUUAGGUUUUACUUAUGAUGGAUUGAUAAAAUGUGUAAGCCAUUUUAGGAUCUGAAUGGCAAAAUGAAAAACAAUCAUUUAUAAACCAAGUGACAAUUACAAAUUGAUUAGCAAAUAUGGUUCUUAUACAUUUAGGGCAGGGAUCCCUAAACUCUUUAGUUCAUGGGUGUCAAACUCAUCACAUGACGUGUUGUGACAUAUCAUGACUCUUUUUGCAUUGCAGGCAAUGGGGUGGGCGCAGCUCCGGUAUGAUGAAACUGGCCCGCGGACAGGCAGUUUGACGCUCCUGCUUUAGUUCAUCAAUUCAUUCAUGAAAUUUCAGAUUGUUCACCAAUCAACAAAUAUUAUAUGAAAAAAAAUCCUACUUUAAUAGUACUACAAAUGAUGAUAACAUCCACCUUUGAAAGUUAAUUACUGAUCAUUUUGGAAAACCUUGCUUUUUUAUAAGGCAUUACUCAACCACACUGAUACUGUAUAAUUGACCUCCUGAAACAUUUUUAUUCAUGCUCCUCUAUUCCGAGGAUCCCCUCCUCUCCUUCAGCUCCGCCUCUUCUCUUUCAAUUUCCCGCUCUCCUUUUUGCAGCCAACCAGCGGAAACGACUCCGAACGACCAAUCAGGGCUCUCUUUCGUCCCUCCGCCAGGGACAGCGCCUCCUCUCGCCUCCCAUAGGCGCGUGCGCACUCGUCCCUACGCCGCCUCGGAGGUGUGUGCAGGCCGGGGCCGUCGAUCGGUUGGCACGUGUGUUUGGGAGACCUUGGAGGCCUGGCUGGUCACGCGGGGCCAGAACGUUAGAGCCUCCAUGAGCAGGUGUUGUCCACCUGUAGCCUCGGUCGUGAGAGGACUUCUCGGUUCCGUUUUUUUCUGCCUGACCCGGACCAUGAGCCUCCGUGGAACACCGGCUGCCUACCUGUCGGGGGCCGCGGGGAGCAGCAGGGCGGGCUCCGACGAAGGAGGGAGCGGAGGGAGCGCCUUCUUCCUGCCCUCGACCUCAUCGCCGCGGCCGAGGCUGCUGCGGCUGUCGGAGGUGCCGGGCGCCGAGCCCUUCAAAGCCAAUGACGUGCUGCUGCACCUGCCCCUUUCUGCCCCCGCAACGGGGCAGUCUCAGCAUCACGUCGUCUACUUCCCGGGGGACGUGCAGAACUAUCAUGAAAUUAUGGCUUGCCAUCCAGAGAACUUCCCGUGGAAACAAUGGUGUUUAGAAAAUGUUGCAAUUAUUCUUGGUCAUCGUUUUCCAGGCAGUUACAUUUGGAUUAUAAAAUGUUCCCGUAUGCAUUUGCACAAGUUCAGCUGCUACGAUAAUUUUGUGGCAAGCAAUUUGUUUGGAGCACCUGAACAUAGUACUGACUUUGGAGCCUUCAGACACCUUCAUGCCCUGCUAACUAAUGCAUUUAAACUUGCUCAAAAUUUUUUGGUGUCUCAGAAAAGCAUGUACGAUUUUAGCGACAAUACAAAGGCAGUUUUUUGUGAAUUACCUACUUUUGCUGCUAGUAAUGGUUGCCCAGCAGCAGAGAAACACUGUGAGCUUGUUAGCAAGUCUGUGAGCUUUAAUGAGCCUUCUGCUAUUCACAGAGCUUCAUUCACAUUAAUAGGAUUCAGUAAAGGUUGUGUUGUCUUGAAUCAAUUACUUCACGAACUGAAAGAAGCAAAAAAGGACAAGGAUAUAGAUGCUUUUAUACAAAAUAUAAAAGCUAUGUACUGGCUGGAUGGUGGUCAUUCUGGAGGAAGUAAUACUUGGGUAACAUUCCCUCAUGUGCUGAAAUACUUUUCACAGACUGGAAUUUCAGUUAAUGCUCAUGUCACACCGUACCAGGUAUUUGAUACAAUGAGAACAUGGAUUGGAAAAGAGCACAAGAGAUUUGUACAACUUCUUGAGGAGUUUGGUGCAAAUAUAAAUAGCCAACUUCAUUUUGCUGAUGAAGCACCUUCUUUGGACAAUCACUUCAAAGUGCAUGAAGUAUUUUGAUAUGUUAAUGAUGCCAGUGUUAUCUGCAAAAUAGAUCUUAAACUUCCAGUUUAAUAAUGUGUUUUCUUAACACUUGGGAGAGGAAAUAUUGUAUAUGCUUUCUAAGAUGAAUGUUGAUGUUACAAGUCUACUGCUUGUAACCUAAGUCACCAGAAAGUUACAGCUUUUUGAUCUGAGCAAGGCAGCAUUAUCCAUGAGGAAAACCAAUUUAAGAGGGGGGAAAAAAACCCUAAUUCAGAUUAAUGUUAAAGGAAGGGUUUGUGUAAUUGUCUAGAAUUAUAAUGACCAAAACUUUCAAGCCUAGAUAUAAAAAAGAUCAUCUUCAAAUUCUUCUAAUUUGAUGAAAUUGAAGGUUUGUUUUUGAAUAAAAUCCUGUUAUUUAGAUGGGAUAAUUAUUAGAAUGUCAAAGCUACUCUUAACAUUAUUUAGUACUUUUAGCACAAGCAAUGCAGUAAAUUGGUUAUUUUGACAGUAUUUAUCUUCAUUGCAAUAAGUAUAUGUUAACCUUGGGAAUAAGCUGAAUAAUAACUACUGUACUGUUGUGCCAGAGGCGCCCCGCAGUUUCUAACCACUGCAAGCAUCUACAGAUGUUGUAUUUUUGUUUUCCUUGGGGGGGGGGCAUUGGAAGAGAAUUAAGCAUUGUGAGACCAAAAAAAAGUAUACUCUCACACGGUUCAACAUUCCAUAUUAAUGGUGAAGCUUAACUAGCUCUCAAUACAAUUUUGAGCUUUUGUAACUUGAGACUGUUAGAACUUUUGUAACAACUGUAAUUAUUACUUUGCUGAAUAUGAAGCCAUCUAAUUACAUUAUAUUAAUACUGUUAAGUUAUGGGAAAAUGGUAGUCGCAUAUAUACAGUUGUUAUUUAUAACACAGGAACACCAAGUAGCAUUCUCUGUAAAACAGCAAUUAUGUGAGAGAAGGAUCACUACAGUGUAAAACAUUUUGAUGUUUCCAUAGUUAAACAUUAAAGUAUCAUUAAUGAAUCAGUGCAAUUUUUAUACAUUGUUUGAAAACUAGAAACCGGAACACUAUCUGAAAAUAGAAUUUGGAGAAUAUAAAGUUCCUCUGAAUUUUAAAGGAUUUGUGACACAAUAGGACCUCUUAAAACAGAAUUCCUCAACCUUUCCAGCUUUGCAGCCAGGGGACGGGGUGGUUCCACACAGAUGGGGCGUGCAUGCACUUACCUGCUGCUUGUGCAAGUGGGGAUGUGCGUGCGCACUUGCCUACCACUUCCAUGGCCCAAUUCCAAAUGGCUCAAGGCCCGAUAGUGGGCUGUGGCCCAAGAGUUGGGGAUUCCUGCCUUAAACCUUACUGUUGAAAGAUAAUAAACUGGAAAUAUUGCUACAAAAAAAACUUAUGUUAAAAGUUGAAGGCUAUGUCCAAAUUGUUUUUGCUAUAACAAACGGUUUGAUAAUCUGAUUUUCAUAGAAUUUCCUCCAUAAUAUUUCUCUAUGUCAUUAUUCCAUUCUGUGUUUUGCAAGAAGGGCACUUUUUUCAAGAGUAGUUUUUAAAAAUGGGAUAGAAAGUUAAGGUAGAGGAAUCAAUACAAAUGGAGAUCCUUGUUUGCAAGAGAGUGAGCACUGCCUGCUUACUAUCCAGUGUAUAAGCCACACAGCUUUUGAGCAUGAGUAAGCUAUGAAAUUAAUGUUUGGUUAUAAUGGGUGGAGUUUAAUCAUAUGCUUGUUCCGUGGAAGCCACUUUUCCUCCUCUAGUGGUCUCUAAACCCUCUGCAGCAGAUUUGACUGUCAUGAGAGAGCUGUGAGGAUAAGAAAAUUGUUUUAUUAGCAGUAGGCCUUUAGCAUAGACUUUGAUGCCAUCUCAUACUAUGUAAAGAUGAUGUAGGUUUGUCACAUCAGUAUAAAUGUGAAAUAGCUAUUUGUUCUGAUCCAAUAAUUCACUAUGGGCACUUGAGGUAUUGUUCCCCUCACUUCAGUGUUUCCAAGGGAUGUGCGCAUGGAAGAGGGAAAGCCAGGAUGUUAAGUAGGUCAAAUCUCAUAAUGUUUCUGCAGCCAAAAUGCAGGGAUUUUUGCUUUUCACACAUUCCAAUGAGAUUUUUGUUAUUGUUGCACUUUAAAAUAUAUUUUGAAGUCUUUGCUUCUUAAUUCAUACUUUUAAAGUAAUAAAAUGCUUAAAGUUUAGUCAUCUUCAAAUUAAUAGUUUACAACUAUUACAAUAUCCAGCUUUUAAUAGACACUAUUCACAUAUUACUUCACAAUAAAAGUUAGAAGCCAGAAGACUAGGUGAGUCUUACAGUAUUCUGGAAAAAAUUAAUUCCAUCUACAGUUAGGAUAUAUCUAUUUACUGAAAUGAUGUCUAGCAGUCAAGUGAGUUGUUUCCCAAAUUUGCUCAAGAAUUGAGUAAGAUUUGGAGCUGAAGUAAGAGGGAAAUAGUAUAUUGCAUGCCUUCAGUACAGCUUAUUAACUCUGUCACAAUAUAAAGAUACUGAAAUUUCUGUACUAAUAAAUAUUUUCAAUGUGACAUACUUUGUUUACUUUUGAAGGCUGCUUUUAUAAAUAAGCACUAUGUUUUUCUUACAGUAGAUACUGACAUAAAUUGAACUUUAUUUUCCUGAAUGGAGCUAAGAAUACUUUUGUUUCUACAGAGAAUUGGAAGAUAGUAGUAGUAGUAGUAGUAGUAGUAGUAGUAGUAGUAGUAAAGUUGGAAGGAACCUUGGAGGUCAUUGAGUCCAACCCCCUGCUCAGGCAUGAAACCCUACACCAUUUUACAUCCAAAAUACACAAUCUGUUUUUUUUUAUUGGAUUGUUACAUAUUUAUGAUACAGGAGUGUCAGAUGAAAGAACAACUCUUUGCAAACUAAAAUACUUAUUCUACUGAAAGGCAAUACGUUGCAAAGUAGCGAAAACCAUACGUUGCAAUUUCUGCAAGAAACAUUUCUUACAAGAUUUUUAUACCCGCUCAAGGUAUUACAGAGUAAAUUUUAAAAAAUAAACACUGAAGAGAUUGUUGUACUACCUUCACAGUUUAUUAACUCCAAACAUUAGAAAUGUCUACAAAUCCUUAAAAAUUGUGCCUUUUCUGAGCUUCUUGGAAAACACAUUUAAGGAUGUGCCAACUCAUUAGAUAUGCACAUUAUCUCUUCAAAUCCAGAUUGAUGCAGUCUUACUGUUUAUCUCCUUAGCAUACACGUAUAUUAUAUUCAUAAAUAAUACAACAUUUUAGCAGUAUGUGUCUGUUCAAAACACUGCCUUGUGUACUCUGGC